GCAUAUAUCCCAGGGUUCCCUCAGAGGGAUCCACCGUCCUGCUACUUUUUUAUCUUCUAGCUGUCUCGCUCUGUCGCUCGCCGGGUCGCCCUGCUGUGAUUAUUUCGACAUAAAACCGACCCACAAAGGCCUUGGCCAUGCCGUCUCGUCGGCACCACCACCUCCUUGCCCUGCUCCAGCUUGUAGGUCUUGCGUAUUUGAACGACGGGGCGUACUAUGGACACAAGCAGCACCCUCAAGCGUACCAGCAGCAGAUGCAGAUGCAACACCUCCAGCACAUGGGCAUGGGCAUGGGCAACGAAGGCUACCUUCAACAGCAGUACCAUGGCAAAGAGGGACCCUACAUGCAGUAUCCACAGUACAGGAAGGAACAUCCCCAAAUGCCCAUGCUUAAAGGCAAUGAAAAGGCUCGCAAAGGGGGUGGCUAUAAUGGUGGGCAAGAGAAAGGUCAGACAAUCCCAAGUGGUGCUGAGGGAAUUCCCCAGGGAGAGCCGGGUCCGGUUGGGCCCCCUGGACCAGAAGGACCCCCUGGUCCUCCUGGGCCUCAAGGAAACGGGCAACCAGGACCCGCAGGGCUGCCAGGACCACCCGGGCUUCUAGGAAAGCCUGGAAUAGGUAAACCAGGGUUGCCAGGACCACAAGGGAGACCAGGAGAAGUCGGUGAGAUUGGGCCACAUGGAGAAAUGGGCCCGAGGGGUGAACCUGGGCCAUCUGGACAACCAGGACGUCAGGGUUUACCGGGACCACCUGGGCUACCUGGAAUAGGUAAAGCGGGAGGGCAAGGAUUGCCAGGGCAACAGGGUCCCAAAGGAGAGCCGGGUCAUAAAGGACUGCCAGGCCUUCCAGGAUUACAAGGACCCAAAGGCGAUAAAGGAAUGGGACAGCCAGGGCAACCCGGUCACAAAGGUCUGCCAGGACCCCAAGGCCCUGCUGGACCAAGAGGGCUACCUGGUUUUGGAAAACCAGGUUUGAAUGGGAUGCCAGGCCCACAAGGACCUGUCGGAGAGAAAGGACAUCCAGGACUAAAGGGACAUCCUGGGCUACCAGGUGAAGGAGGACCCCCUGGGCCGCCAGGUCUUCCUGGCCAAGGAAAACUAGGUCAAAAUGGUCUUCCGGGACAACCAGGCAUGCUGGGUCCGAAAGGUCAUCCAGGUCAACCUGGUUUGCCGGGAAAGCCAGGACUACCUGGCUUUGGUAAACCCGGCCUCCAAGGACCAAAGGGUGAUAAAGGUAUGAAUGGACCACCUGGAAUGCUAGGACCAAAAGGAGAUAAAGGCCAUCCAGGAUUAUCUGGUAUGACUGGACCCCCUGGACUAAAUGGACAACCAGGCCCUCAAGGACCUAAGGGACCAGCAGGAGGUGUAGGCUUACCAGGUCCAAAAGGAGAAUGUGGAGAAGGAGGUCCCAAAGGACUUGAUGGAAGCCAGGGUAAUGCUGGUACACCUGGAUUACCUGGAACCGAUGGUUUGCCUGGAGAACGCGGCGAGCCAGGGCCAAGAGGUACACCAGGACCAAUGGGUGGCAAAGGAGACAACGGUCAUAAAGGCCUACCCGGUAUGCCAGGACCUCCUGGAGUUCCUGGUCCCAAAGGACAUGGUGGAUUACCUGGUGAAAUGGGACCUCAAGGUCAUAAGGGAAUCCCUGGUAUAGAUGGUGUAGCAGGUCCAAUUGGGCCACCUGGUCUUCCAGGGUCAAAAGGAGAUGUAGGUUUUCCUGGACCACCUGGCAUUGCAGGUGAAGGCUUUCCAGGUGUUCCUGGUCCGACUGGACCUAAGGGGAAAGAUGGCUCAGCAGGGCCCCAAGGACAGAGUGGGCCACCUGGCCCUCCUGGACCCCCAGGCGCACCAGGACAGCCUGGUGCGACUCCUGACCUGUCAGGCGUGCUCUCUCAGAUGGGUCCUGGACUGGAUGGUGCUAAGGCUGGUGGCUACGGCAAAAAGGGCAAAUACGCAGGAAAUGGUGCAGAAGUCAUGGGAGCCAGCGGGCUGGAAAUGCCAGCGUUCACCGCUAUAGCAACCACUCCUUUCCCCCCUGUGAACACCCCUGUGGUCUUUGAGAAGCCUUUGUACAACGGCCGACAGAACUACGACCCCCAAACAGGAAUUUUCACUUGUGAAGUGCCUGGCAUUUAUUACUUUGCCUACCACGUGCAUUGCAAAGGAGCCAACUUGUGGGUGGCCUUGAUGAGGAACAAUGAGGCCGUCAUGUAUACCUAUGACGAGUACAAAAAGGGCUACCUGGACCAAGCGUCAGGAAGUGCAGUUCUACCUUUGCAAGCAGGGGACACUGUGUACAUUCAGCUGCCCUCAGACCAGGCUGCAGGACUUUAUGCUGGGGAGUACGUGCACUCGUCCUUUUCUGGCUAUCUGCUGUAUCCCCUGUAGGAGAGGACAUUUUCUUCAAAUGUUUGUCUUUGCUGUGUCACCUGAAUAUGACCAUAAAUUACCAAGGGGACUUUUAAGAGGAAAGUCAACAAUCUGAGGACUGUUUGACCAAUAAUAUGAUUCUUUAUACAGUACAUCUAGAAAGUGUUCAAAAUGCUUCACUUUUUCCACAUUUUGUUAUGUUACAAUCUUAUUCCAAAAGUUAUGUUUAUUAAUGCACUUUUGGCAGCAAUUACAGCUUCAAGUCAUUUUGAAUAUGAAGCCAAAAUUAUACUGUCAUUGUGGGGUAUUUUGUGAAGAAUUUUGAGGACAAACAUUCCAUUUUGGAAUAAGGCUGUAACUUAACAAAAUAGGGAAAAGGUGAAGCAUUGUGAAUACUUUCCGGUUGCAUUAUAAUACACAACAGAACUGCUAAGUCCACGUGCAAUUUUUAGGAUAAUGUUGGAAAGACAGACCUAUUUUGGGGGGUGUUUACACUUUCGUUUGGUUCAAAGGAACUAUGGUUGCUGUGCAUGAAUGGUGUCCGUUUGAGAGGUUGCAAAAACGCCCCAAUCAUGUUCUUAAUGUACGCAUAUGUCCUUAAUGGCACAGCCUUUGGUUCGAAGACAAAAAAUACAAGUGUGAACGCUUAGCGAACCGCACCAAGUACCUUUUAUAUAUAUUUGAUUGGGAUCCCAGUACCGAGCUACAAGUGUGGAUGCAAUUUUAUUGUUGAUGCAAAUGCCAGGAAAGCCAAAUGAGUGCAAUUUGUUUUUAAAUUUUCAAUAGAAAGAUGGGAAGGUACCGUAAAGUGUAUGCAAAGGAAGAUGGAGCCGUGCUGCAAUAAAAGUGUUUAAAAAGAAAAUGAAAAAGUGGCAGCUACCCCAUGUGGCUAAGAAGGUGAAGUGCAGCCAAAAAAACAUGAGAAUUCAAUCAGCAUCACGUGUAAAUAAAAUAUUGUUUUGUUCAGUCAUUGCAUCAAUUCCAGUAUUGUGACACAUUUAUACGCAAAUAUAAACACACACACACACACACACAUAUAUAUAUAUAUAUAUAUAUAUAUAUUUGCCAGGUAGUUACAUAUUUUGCAGAGUAUAAUGUUAAAAUGACUGUUGUUUGUACUUGUGCCAACGGAAAAAUAGCUAAAAAAAAACAUACACAAUUUUGCCCAGAAAUACAUAUUGAAAUAAAUAAAUGCGUCGAAUUACAACGUUGUAUUUUUAAAAUACACACUGCACAAGGUUUUUAUGAAGCAUGUGGUUUAUUCGAUAAGUAAGAGUGACCUGUAAAAAAAAGGAGAGUGGCGCUUGUUGUGAAUAUGAAUGUGUACAAAAGAAUACCUGUUCAGGCAAUUAGGGAAUCCAACAAAAAAAGUAUUUUUAGGCCCUUUUACAGUCUUUUUUUUUUUUUUUACCAAAUAUAUCUGUAUUUUUUUGUAUUUAUGUUACUGUUAUUGCAAAUUUUAAGUUGUCAAGACCGUAAGCAUGGAGAAAUUAACAACAUUUGGCACAGAAAUGCUGAAAUGUUAGCCAAGUGCUUGUUAAACUUUGCAAAAAAAAAAUUCAGUAAUUUAUUAUUUUGGCCAGGCAAUUGCCAACAAUUUUCAUUGUCAUGUAAGGGAAAAAAAACCUUUUAAGGAAAAUAGAAAUGUAUUUCUCCUCUUAACAAGUACGGUGCUGAUAUUGUCAGUGUAAUCUAAGAGUUAAUGUAUUAUUGUUUCAUGUGUAAUGUCUGUGCUGUUUUUUUAAAUAAAAAUGUUGUCAAAACUA
This is a messenger RNA of Nerophis ophidion (straightnose pipefish), 4132 nucleotides long. RefSeq names its product collagen alpha-1(VIII) chain-like. The coding region runs from base 138 to 2384 and encodes 748 amino acids. Gene Ontology annotation, cellular component: basement membrane. The record is from RefSeq and is a predicted model, not a curated record. The transcript has 3 exons. NCBI's taxonomy places the organism in Eukaryota, Metazoa, Chordata, Actinopteri, Syngnathiformes, Syngnathidae. Gene Ontology annotation, molecular function: protein binding.